Messenger RNA from Dama dama (fallow deer), 966 nucleotides. RefSeq names its product olfactory receptor 10AG1-like. Gene Ontology annotation, biological process: G protein-coupled receptor signaling pathway. The transcript has a single exon. NCBI's taxonomy places the organism in Eukaryota, Metazoa, Chordata, Mammalia, Artiodactyla, Cervidae. Gene Ontology annotation, cellular component: membrane. Bases 1 to 966 code for a protein of 321 amino acids. The record is from RefSeq and is a predicted model, not a curated record. Gene Ontology annotation, molecular function: G protein-coupled receptor activity; olfactory receptor activity.
AUGCAGUCAAGAAAUGUAAAUUUAAAGAGAGAAGAUCAUUUGAAAAUUACAGAAACAAAUCUCACUAUCAUGAUGGAAUUUGUCCUCUUGGGUUUCACUGAUAUUCCCCAAUUUCAAUGGUUUCUUUUUGGGAUAUUCUUAGUCAUCUAUGUGAUUAUCCUGUUGGGGAAUGGCAUCAUAAUUUUAAUAACCAGAGUAGAUGCCACUCUUCAGACGCCCAUGUAUUUUUUCCUCGGCAAUUUUUCCUUCCUAGAAAUCUGUUAUGUAUCGGUCACUCUUCCCAGGAUGCUCAUGGACCUUUGGACCCAGAGAGGAACCAUUUCUUUUUUCACUUGCGCUACACAAAUGUGCUUCUUCCUUAUCCUUGGAACCACUGAGUGCUUCCUCCUGGCCGUGAUGGCCUAUGACCGCUGUGUGGCCAUCUGUGACCCUCUGCACUAUCCCCUGGUCAUGCACCCCAAGGUCUGCGUUGGGCUGGUGGUUGCCUCCUGGAUCAGCGGUGCUCCAGUCCAGAUAGGCCAAACAUGCCAGAUUUUCUCUCUGCCUUUCUGUGGCUCCAACACAAUCAAUCAUUUCUUCUGUGACAUUCCGCCAUUGUUAAAACUGGCUUGUGGAGACAUCUUUGUGAAUGAGAUGGUGGUCUAUAUAUUCGGUAUAUUGUUCGUCACUGUUCCCUUUUUGCUGAUACUUGGAUUCUAUAUCAGAAUUAUCUCCACUAUCCUGAAGUUGCCAGCAAACACAGGGCGGACCAAAGCUUUCUCCACUUGCUCUUCCCACAUCACCGUUGUACUUUUAUUCUAUGGAUCAGCCACUGUCACCUACUUAAAGCCUAAAUCAAAUGAGCAUGAAGGACUAGACAAACUGAUAUCGCUUUUCUACACCAUUUUGACUCCAAUGUUCAAUCCUAUCAUAUAUAGUCUGCGGAACAAAGACGUCAGAAAGGCAAUGAGAAAAUUUCUUCCCUGA